This is a messenger RNA of Octopus sinensis (East Asian common octopus), 2823 nucleotides long. Its product is annotated as F-box only protein 15. NCBI's taxonomy places the organism in Eukaryota, Metazoa, Mollusca, Cephalopoda, Octopoda, Octopodidae. Gene Ontology annotation, molecular function: protein binding. The transcript has 15 exons. The record is from RefSeq and is a predicted model, not a curated record. Bases 462 to 2021 code for a protein of 519 amino acids.
UAGUGGUGGUGGCGGCGGCGGUGGUGGUCAUGGUUUCCGACAUGUCGUAAUUCGAAUAAAAAUAUUCAUAUUAAAGAAAUAGAUGUCAAGUAAAAGAGAAGAGCCAUAAAACUAGAAGUUUGAAACGGAGGACAUUGCUAAUUAAGGAAAUUCUGCGACUUUAUAGGUAGAUUACGUAUGCCGUGAAAAGAAAGCUUCCAGUUUCCGCUCCAACCGUGGCGUCUGUCGCGACGCAGCCUCUCCUUCCACAAUGGUGUAACUCCGCAACGGUUUGUUUUUUUUCAACCGAAAAAAUCUUUUUUUUUUUUUUCUAGUCGUCAUAAUUAAUAAAGAGUUGCAUGAACAGUCGAGUGUGCCAUCCUCCAGGUCACCAACCACCACCACCAACACACAGCCGGUCCCCCUGAGCUCUGAGCAGCAGAACCGCAUGAUACCCGGGGUGUCGCGUCAGUCAACCCAGGAUGGAGCCACCCACAUGCAAAACGGCAGGAUUAGCGAGCAAGGGGUCCACUGCUGCCAACGUACGGGAUUACCUCUCCAAACAUAAGCUCCCUGUUAUCACAAGACCCAAGGUGACUAAUAACUCCAAGACUGCACUAAGCGGUAGCAGUACAGUAACAAACACUCAAUUAUCAGAUUCCGUGUGUCCAGGAAAAUCCCGUUCCAAAUGUAAAUAUCGACAAACAUCUAUCGAAACUUUUCCAGACGAAAUUCUAUUUAAAAUCUUCAAAUAUUUACCAAUCCUUGACCUGUUGACGUGCUCACUUGUUAAUAAACAUUGGUGUAUAAUUGCCACUGAUAACUUGCUUUGGCAAGAUAUUUACCAUAAAUAUGUUGGACUGUUGGAUAAAAAGGAAACUCAAUCAUGCCAAGAACAAGGUUACUGGAAAAAACUAUGCAUUAGCAAAACUGUAGAUCUUCGAAAUCACAAAGUCCUCUCUCUCCUAAGGAAAGUUCAUUUAUAUACAGGCUUGGUCAAAAAUACAGAAGCUGCCAUUAGAAAAGCAGGAAUUACUUGGAGACUUUGUCUUGGUAGUGCUGAGUCAAAUUCUGGUAAAUGGAAGCACUGUGUUAAAAGUCAAUACUGCCAUGAAUUACAUUGUCAAGAUAUGUUCUUCCACUCCAUGUCUGUGGUAGUCUGCUUCUCUGGUUACAACGCACCACCUCUCAACUCCAUUAAUACAGUCCACGUGUUCUCCAUUAACCCAAUUUUCUUUCACAAAGAUGGCCGACCUGUGUUAGAUGGACCUCAUCAGAAAUCUCUGUUGUUGGAAAUAUCCCAUAAUUUUGAUUGGUCAAAACAGCUUUCUGUAGAUAAUAUCAUUGGAAGUGACAACAUAGUAACCCUACAUCACAUCCCUCUCCAGGGUCUUCUAUUUGCCACGUGGAAAGAGGGUGGAGAGUUGUCUUUCAUUGUUGCUUGCUUCCACUUCCAUAAACUUGUUCAAAGAUGUCUUCUUGGCACCAGUUCACGACCAUACAUUCCAUCAUUUCCCAAUGUGCUCGAAGAUGACAUUGAUCCAACAUUCGGUCUCCAUCACUAUCAGCUGACAUUAGAACUCUCUGGCAUGCAGACUUCAUAUUACCUACAACAUUUCAACGGAUUACAGUGUCAGCUUGGCAACAUAAGUGAAGGUCAUGCCCAUUUCAUCGUUAUCAAACCAGAAAACAGUUAUGACUACACACCAUUAUCAUCAAAGCUUAAUUUAAGUUGGAAAACAGACUCUCUGAAAGGGGUUGUGCAGGACGUGUGUUUGUUGCAUAUAACGGUUUUAGAGGAAAGAGAAGAAAUAUUUUGGAGUGUUAGCACUCCUGUCAGAUAUCAAGAAAAGAAAACCAAUGAUGCCCCAAGUUUUGAUUUGGACACUGGAUGCACACGGUAUAUUUCUUAUAAAGACGAUCGCGGUCAACUCUACAUGGAAAUGAACAAAUGCGAAGAUGGCAGAGUCUAUGUGACAAAUCUACAACUGUCGCUCUCUUUAGAUGCCGUCAACCAAUGGUUUGGCACCAGUUACACCUGACACCAAUCCCACAACAUUUUGCUUCUUUUGCUGCUGGACUGGAUUCUAAUCAAAACACUUUGACUUCACUCACACACACAUACACGUAUUUUUGGUGAGGAAUGGUGCUGAAACGGAAUCCUCUUUGGCAGUGUCUUGGUAUUCCCCCCCACCCCACCAUUAUCUUUCAUUAUUUUAAUUUUUUUUUUUUUAUAUUUUCUUAAUAAUUUGUGCUGAGUCUGUUAACGAGUUUAUCUUUCCUGUUUUUUCUUACUCGGUCAACAAAUAAAAAUCUUUAAAUUUUACAAAUUUUUAAUAAAAAAUAAAUUUUGAAAAAAUAUAUAAAAAUAUAUAUAAGAACAAAAACUAAAAAAAAAAUACAAAAAAAAUAAGUAAUGUCCAAAUGUUAAAAAUUAUUGAAAAAAUAUUUCUUUUGUAAACCACAAAAUUAAUUGAAUUUUAAUCCAUUGUUGGCUUCCUGUUUCUAAUUUGGUGGUUACAUUGGAAAUGGACAGAUAUUCUUGGAGGUUUGUUUGACAUUUUGUUGUUGUUUUUCUUGUUAUAUAUUAUUAUUUUUAUUAUUAUCAUUGUUACUAUCAUUAUUAUUUCCUUCUUAUCAUCAAAUGCUCACCCACUAAAAGAAAAAAAGUCAAUGUUUCCAGAUGUUCGUUUAUUUAAAAAAAAAAAAAAAAACGAACCCUUUAGUUGGUGGACAUUUGAUGAACAAAUGUCUAAAUCUUUGUCGACCAAAUGUUAACCCAUUAAAAUGUUAAUUUCUGUCAACCAAAUGUUCACCCAUUAAAAAACAUUAAUCUCCAUCAAU